Molecule: messenger RNA, 606 nt
Organism: Prorocentrum cordatum
Lineage: Eukaryota; Dinophyceae; Prorocentrales; Prorocentraceae
Source: the annotation of a GenBank genome assembly
CUCAAGCAUGCGCGCCAUGGGUCUCCAAACCCUGUAGUCGAAGGGCGUAUUGCUCUGCAAUGCCUAUGGGGCAAAUGACCUUUGCCGAUGCCAUGGGCGUCGCCUCCGCGGCGCUCUCACGGAUUCAGAACAUAUCGACCGAGAUGGUGGAGUUCUGCUUGAAGGUCGCCAUCCUCGUGUCCGACUUGGUGUUCAUCGCCGCCGCGUUCCCUGCAAAGUGGGAGUGGGCGUGCGACAGCGCCUGCAGGUGCGCGCAGCCGCUCCGCCUCUACGCAGCCGGGUGCGUCGUCAUCUGCUGCUUCGACACCCUGCUGGAACUCGCUCGGUGCCUGCUCGAGGGCUCCCUGGACCAGUUGCAGGCGCAGUGCAGCAACGUAACCUCCCACGCGGUGAGUGACCAGGGCCUGCUCGGCGAGGGCCUGGCUCCAGGCGCGGCCGCCGGCGCAGGCGGACCAUGCUCUCGCUGCCGCACUCGAACCCGUGGAACUACGUUAUCCAGGAGAAGAGCUCCAAGCAGAAGCGCAUGGCGGAACUCAGCCGGUUCUCCAUGGCGAUGACUACCGUGGUGGCGCUCGUCUACGCCCUCCUGUCGGCGCACGACGAGGC